Molecule: messenger RNA, 2607 nt
Organism: Aedes aegypti (yellow fever mosquito)
Lineage: Eukaryota; Metazoa; Arthropoda; Insecta; Diptera; Culicidae
Product: glutamyl aminopeptidase
Exons: 2
Coding region: 39-2525 (828 amino acids)
Biological process (GO): proteolysis; peptide catabolic process
Cellular component (GO): cytoplasm
Molecular function (GO): zinc ion binding; peptide binding; metalloaminopeptidase activity
Source: RefSeq, a predicted model, not a curated record
GAUCGAAGCAGUUAGUUCAGAACGAUCGCAGGGUCACAAUGUUGUCUCCGGUGCUGGUAUUGAUAAGCUUGUUUGUAAUCAUUCGGGGCAGCAGUUUCGCGAGUGACGUUGUACCGAAAGAAUACAGUGUACAGUUCGAUACGGAUAUUCUAGAUGGAGAUGGAAAAUAUAACGGAACUGUUAGCAUAGAUUUCGAUGCUUUGGAGAGUGUCGAUCAGUUGGACCUUCAGGCGAGAAAUUUAGGGAUCGGGGAAGUUUACUUGAGCAACGAUAAGGCAGAUUUUUCAACGCAACGAAAUGGUAAUCUACUCAUUAAACUGAAAGAUCAAAUCCCAAAGGGCAGCUACCAGUUGAAGAUCACCUUUAACGGAACCGCCUCCGAUCAUGACGACGUGAUGUUCAGAGGAGCAUACAAAAAAGGAGUUGAUGAUUCGUUUGGAUUUUACUUGAUGAGUAAACCGACGAAGUUCGAUUCAAAUGAAGCGCCUUGUGCGUGCCCACACUUUGGCAAGGACUUCAGAACGACAUUCCGGAUUUCAGUGACUCACAGCGAGGGUUUGAAAGCAUGGUCAAACAUGCCCCUAGAAAAUGCUCCGAAGCCGCACGAUCAUGACAAUUAUGUGAUUUCUAGCUUCCAACAAACUCCGAAAAUGCACGUGUACGAUGUGGGAUUUUUUGUUGCUGAUUUUGAUUCCCUGAAGAUCGGUAAUCUAACGGUAGUGGCUCGUGAAGGAAUUCGGCGAUCUUCAGAAUAUGUUGCAUCGCUUGGUAAUAAUCUGGUGAGGAUCAUGGAUGAAUACACCGCGCUGGAUUAUGACGGGUCAAUUCCGGAUUACGUGCAAAUCGCACUUCCACGUGAGCUCGGUAUUCGCAAUUUGACUGAAUUCGAGAGGAUGUUCGUAGAAGAGCAAUACAUGAUCUAUGAUAAGGAAAAAGACGACCUUGAUAAGCUGUCCAAGGUCUUGCAGUAUUCCAGUUACAAACUGAUGCUCCAAUGGUUAGGAAAUUUCAUAGCACCUGAGGAAGAACGACUGCAUCAGGCGUUUUCAAACAUUUAUACUUACUUCAAUGCGGAGAAGGUCUAUCCAGAGGAGUUCAUGAUGCUCCUUUACCAGAUGUAUGUCUUGCAAGGAUCUUUGUGGAACAAUCAUGAAAUGCCCAGUAGUGUACUGAACAUGUUUUGGUUGAUAGCGUUUGAUGAUAAGUGGCGUAUAGUCAUGAGGAAUUUGAUGAAGAAUAGAACACCUCGUACACUAACGACUGCGCAGCUGUGUUCCGAAAUACAAAUGUUAUGGCCUGAGGAUUACAACUUACCGGAAGGAACAGCACUGGAAACGAUCUUCAAUCAAUGGAUGAACAGCGACAAAGCACCACCAAUUUUGAACGUUCAACGCCUCUACUCCGAAGGGAAAGCCAUUCUUUCGCAAAAUGGAUCAGAGAAGAUCCUUCCGUACAAUUACGCCACGGAAUAUUCGCAUUUCAACCAGCUAGGACCAUUCCAAUGGCUCACCAGUCGCAAUAAAACUGUCCAUUUGGGAGGAUCAGACGACCACUGGCUCAUCGUGAAUAAGGAAGAAUUUGGAUUCUAUCGAGUCAACUACGAUGAACGCAACUGGCAACUGAUCAGCCAAGCUCUUCGAACGAAUGCCUCGGGUAUCCAUCGCAUGAACCGAAUGCAGUUGCUCGACGAUGCUUUGUACUUUGCCAAGAACGAUCAACUCGAUGUUACCAUAUUAUUGGACUUGAUCACAUACCUUCGCGGAGAAACGUUCUACGUUGCGUGGUAUAAUGCCUAUAACGUAUUGGCAUCUGGAUAUUUCUACGAAAUUGAGCCACCGAACCAUAUCAAGACGUUUUUCCUGCAUCUGAUCGAACCAUACUACCAAAGUUUCGCCUCGCGAGAAAUCUCCUCCAACACUCCACAAAUGGAGCAUUACAUUCAAUCCCGAAUAGCUGGUUUGGCGUGUUGGCUUGGUAAGGAGGACUGUCUUCGUCAAGCUCGAUCCCGAUUCCAACAAGCUGUGGCCCAGAACUCCUCCAUUGAACCUAAUUGGACCCGAACGAUCUAUUGCUAUGGUCUUCAGAAUGCCAGCGAUGAAGAGUUAGAGUGGGUGCUGAAAAAACACGCCACAGAUUUCUCUCAUUCUGUAGAAUAUUUGGGAUGCGUUGGCAACAAGAAACACCUACGCCGGGUGCUGGAGGAGCUUGUGAAAAGCAAAAACUCGCAGAUUUUGAUUAACUUCAUACGCGAACUCCACGAGACACGUUGGGAAAUUUUGCUUUCACUGUUGACAACAGAUGAAGAAUUGAUUGGGAUAUUGGACUUAUCAACAAUCAAAACUGCUCUCCAACAUGUUUCGAGGGAUACGAGAAGUAGGAAAACGCUAGUGCUGAUAGAUGAUUUGGAGAAGGCGCUGAUGUUGGAAAUGGAGAACAAAGGUUCUGGAUCAACUGAUAAGAAUAUUUGGGAGCAUUCAAAGGUUGCCGAAUUUAUCGAACAUUAUAUGAACGGGCUUGAAGACUAGAUAAGUAGCCGUGUUCAGAUGUGGAUAUAAGGAACGUAAUUCAAACAAUUAAUAAGAUUAAAUAGUUAGACAGCGAUGCCGA